Molecule: messenger RNA, 3980 nt
Organism: Dioscorea cayenensis subsp. rotundata (Guinea yam)
Lineage: Eukaryota; Viridiplantae; Streptophyta; Magnoliopsida; Dioscoreales; Dioscoreaceae
Product: protein HASTY 1
Exons: 22
Coding region: 139-3747 (1202 amino acids)
Biological process (GO): RNA export from nucleus; protein export from nucleus
Cellular component (GO): nucleus; cytoplasm; RNA nuclear export complex
Molecular function (GO): RNA binding; nuclear export signal receptor activity
Source: RefSeq, a predicted model, not a curated record
AAGCCUUCUUUUGAUUCUCUAAUCUCCGAUCAAAACCCUUGCAUUUCCGAUUUCCGAUCAAAACCCUAGCUUCAUCCAAUGCUUGCUCUCUGAUAUAAUCCGCCGGAACCCUAGCAUUUGGUUAUUUAACGAGUCCCUAUGGAGGAUAGCAGCGGCAGCAGCGUCGGCAACAACGUUGCCCGCGCCAUUGUCGCCGCCUUCGAUUGGAGCUCCCCAGCUGACGCCCGGAAUGCCGCUGUUGCUUACUUGGAUUCCUUUAAAAGCGGAGAUAUUCGUGUUCUGGCAAGCACGUCUUUUCAUUUAGUCAGGAAGGAAUGGUCGUCUGAGAUACGGCUGCAUGGUUUCAAAAUGCUGCAGCAUUUGGUUCGGUUCAGGUGGGAUGAACUUGUCAUUAAAGAACGUACUGAAUUUGCUAAUGCAACAGUUAACAUGAUUUUAGAGAUGGCAAGCCCUGGUGAGGAAUGGGUACUGAAGAGCCAAACUGCUGCUCUUGUGGCUGAGGUGGUUAGGAGGGAAGGGGUAAGUUUAUGGCUUGAACUUCUACCGUCUUUGGUUUCUCUAUCAAACAAAGGUCCGAUUGAGGCUGAGCUGGUUGCAAUGACGCUGAGAUGGCUUCCAGAAGAUAUUACAGUUCACAAUGAAGAUUUAGAAGGUGAUCGACGGAGAGUGUUAUUGCGUGGUCUUACUGAGUCUCUAACAGACAUUUUGCCUUUGUUGUACUCUCUACUUGAAAAGCACUUUGGAGCCGCAUUGAGUGAAUCUGGAAUGAAUCAUUUUGACAUUGCAAAACAGCAUGCUGCUACGGUGAUAGCUGCUCUAAAUGCUAUCCAUGCAUAUGCUGAAUGGGCUCCUGUGCCCGAUCUUGCGAAAUGUGGUAUUAUUCAUGGAUGUGGGUUUUUACUGUCUUCUCUUGAUUUUCGCCUCCAUGCUUGUGAAUUCUUUAAGCUUGUUGCACAAAGGAAAAGACCAACUGAUGCUGCAACGCCAGAUUUUGAUUCUGCAAUGAAAAACAUCUUUCAAAUCUUGAUCAAUAUAUCAAGGGAAUUUUUAAGCAGAUUUGGCUCCAGCAGUUCUGUCAUUGAUGAAAAUGACUUUGAGUUUAUGGAAUGCUUAUGUGAGACUAUGGUGGCUUUGGGUUCUUCUCACUUGCAAUCAAUUACUACGGAUGGAUCUAUGAUUGGUUUGUUUCUUCAGCAGAUGCUGGGAUAUUUUCAACAUUUUAAGUUUGCACUCCACUUCCAAUCUUUGCUUUUUUGGCUGGUUCUAAUGAGAGAAUCAGCACCCAAGGCAAAGGCUGCUGCACAGAAUGCUGGGAACAAUUCCCCUGUUAGCAAUCAAGAAUUUGGUUUUGCACAACUUGAAAAUGAGAAAAAAGGGGUCUCAUCUUAUAUUGAUGAUGGCUCUUGUUCUGCUAUUUUGGAUGUAUCUUUCCAGCGGAUGCUUAAGAAAAAUGUCACAUCUGGAACUGUUGCAUCUGAUGAAACACUUGAGCUGUGGAAUGAUGAGUUUGAUGGGAAGAGUGACUUCAGUCAAUAUCGUUCUAGACUGCUGGAUCUUAUAAGACUUGUUGCUUCUCAAAAACCUGUAGUUGCAGUCACAAGGGUCUCUCAGAGAAUCAAUACAGUUGUAGUGAGUCGUGUCCAUUCAUCAGUGCCAACCCAGGAUGUAGCUCUAAUGGAAAGCAUGCAGCUAGGUCUUGAGACGGUGGUUAGUGCAAUUUUUGACAGUUCAGCUGUAUUUGUUACAUGCUCAUCUGAAACUAAAUUCCAAUUGCAAAGAAUUCUAGAAGGUUUGCUUCAGCAACUCCUUUCUGUGAAGUGGACUGAACCAGCACUUGCUGUUGUACUUGCUCGCUAUCUGGAUUCAUUUGGUUCAUAUUUGAAACAUUUCCCAGAUGUGGUUGUUGGUGUAGUAAAUAAACUAUUUGAACUUUUGACAUCAUUACCAUUCCAGGAUCCUUCAAAUACCGCGCGUUUUGCUAGAUUACAAAUUUGUUCAUCGUUCAUUAGGAUUGCUAAAUCUGCUGAAGAAAGCCUUGUACCUCAAAUGAAGGGUAUUGCUGACUCAAUGGCCUAUCUUGAAGGAGAGGGCCGUCUGCUGCGAAGUGAGCAUAAUAUUCUAGGUGAAGCAGUUCUUAUCAUGGCCUCUUUUGCUGGGAGUCAGCAACAACAAGAAGUACUAGCUUGGUUACUAGAACCUUUAAGCAAACAAUGGAUGCUGUUAGAUUGGCAAAAUGCUUACUUGUCCAAUCCAUUGGGUCUGACGCAAUUAUGUACCAACACCCAAUUUAUGUGGUCAAUUUUCCAUACUGUAACCUUUUUUGAGAAGGCACUCAAACGGAGUGGAGUUAAGAAGUCCAGCUUGCAUCUGCAAAAUAGCCCAACAAACAAUAAUUCAACUCAUUCUCAUCCUUUGUCUUCCCAUUUAACAUGGAUGCUGCCUCCUCUCUUUAGGUUACUUCGAUCUAUACAUUCUCUCUGGUCUCAGCCAAUAGACCAAGCUUUAGCAGGCGAAAUAAGAGCUGCAAAGGGUAUGAGCCAUGUGGAACAAGCAAGUCUUUUGGGAGAAGGCAAUUUUAAACAGCUGAAAGAUCAACCAGGAUUUGUUGAUGGGAUUGAAUCAACCAAUGAAGUUGAGACAAAAGAAAAUAACAUACGAAACUGGUUAAAGGGUAUCCGGGACAGUGGGUAUAAUGUGAUAGGCCUGGCAACAACGAUUGGUGAUGCAUUUUUCCGUUGCAUUGAUAGCCCUUCGGUCACAUUAGCUCUUAUGGAAAAUAUCCAGUCCAUGGAGUUUAGACAUAUUCGCCAACUUAUUCACUCAGUUCUUAUUCCUCUGGUCAAGUCCUGCCCUGUGGAUUUAUGGAGCUCAUGGCUAGAAAACCUCUUGCAGCCAUUGUUUCUCCAUUGCCAUCAAGUUCUCACUUGCUCUUGGUCUGGUCUUAUACAUGAGAGCAGAGCCAAGAUCCCUGAUAGUUUUGGUAAUCUCUCUGGUCUUGAGCUGAAGGUGGAGGUGAUGGAAGAAAAGUUGCUUCGUGAUUUGACUAGGGAAGUAUGCUUUCUUCUCUCAGUUUUAGCUUCACCUGGUCUCAAUAGUGCCCUUCCCUCUCUGGAACAACUUGGAAAUGCCAAUCGGAUGGAAGCGUCUCUCGGUGACUUGGAUUCGUUUGCCUCAAACUCUAUGAUUGGCUUUGUUAUGAAGCAUAAAAGUCUUGCAGUUCCUGCAUUAAGGAUAUGCAUUGAAGCAUUUGCUUGGACAGAUGGGGAAGCCAUGGCUAAAGUCACAUACUUUUGUGGAGCUCUAAUUCUUCUUGCUGUUUCAUCAAAUGAUGUGGAACUCAGGGAGUUUGUUGCUAAAGAUUUGUUCUGUGCAAUCAUUCAAGGUCUGGCUCUGGAGUCAAAUGCUAUUAUUAGUACAGAUCUUGUUGGUCUUUGCCGUGAAAUAUUCGUCUAUCUGUCAGACCGGGAUGCUGCUCCAAGACAGGUUCUAUUGUCUCUUCCGUGCAUUACUCGUGAUGAUUUGGUUGCUUUUGAGGAUGCCCUAACAAAAACAUCUAGCCCUAAGGAACAGAAACAGCAUAUGAGAAGCUUGCUUAUGUUGGCAACUGGGAACAAGUUGAAAGCUCUGGCUGCUCAAAAACCCACAAACACUAUAACCAAUGUAACAGCGAGAAAUCGAACUUCAGCCAGAACUCCUGCUCAAGGCAUACAAGACGAUGGUGUGAUCGGAUUGGCUGCUAUAACUUAAACAACAUGGUUCGAUCACAAUGCGUGUACAUAGACAUGAAUACAAAUUCAAGAGAACCUAGAACUUUGCUGCAGGUCCAUUUGUACCAGACUCAGCAAUCACCGGGAAUCAUCGUUACCAUAGCUUAACAUUCAUGCAACUUAUAAUUCCACAUAGAAACUUCAAACUUGGAUAAUUAGCACCCUUUGACAGUUCUUGCAUAAUCUAUAAUGUUAUGUUUAUAACUUUAUAUU